Messenger RNA from Chilo suppressalis (striped riceborer), 6950 nucleotides. The record is from the annotation of a GenBank genome assembly. NCBI's taxonomy places the organism in Eukaryota, Metazoa, Arthropoda, Insecta, Lepidoptera, Crambidae.
CAAUAGAUGUUUCGAACAAAACUGAAAGUUAAUCUUAAAAUAGACUAUAUAAUGAACACAUUAUAUAAAUUUUUCAUAGAAAUUAGUGCUGGGAUAUUUUUAUUAUCGCCGUCAAACUUUCCAACUGCACUAAAUGGACGCGAACAGGCGAACUGACCCUACUUCUAUUAUCUCAAGGGAUGCAACUCCAAAAAUAAUGUAGCAUAUCCUUUUUUAUUUGUUAUCGACACAACGAUAUUAAACACAACCGUAUUUAAUAUCAUUGAAUCAACAGCCUAAAUGUUGAUUUUUAUAUUUCUAAGUCCAGAAAUACCGAAAUUUCAUACAUAUUUUCAUCACUUCAUUUCAACUUAGACUUUUUUGCAAAAGCGUUGAAAUACUAAAGCAAAAGUGUCGUGUUUUCCGCAGAGCAAACUUAUGUUUUGAGAACGCACAGUGUUUCAUAUAGUGUAGACAGAUUUUUUUAAGAGUGAAAAUAAACUUAAAAGUCUUAUGGCAGUAAUAGUAAUGUACUUACAGAAUGAAAAAAAUCUUGUAUAAUGAUUUUGUUAAAUACUAGAGGGUGCCCUCGACUUCGGAUGCGUGGAAAAUUUGGUUUUCCAUACAAACCCUUUUGACCCUUCAUAUAAAUCGGUUCAGCGGUUUGAGCGCGAAUAGGUAACAGACAGAUACACUUUCGCAUUUAUUAUUAGAAUGAAUUUAUUUGAUGCAUAAAACUGUUAGAUUUUUUAAAUGUAAUAAAAAUGUUGCUAGAAAAGGAAUCAAUAUCAAAGAAACCAGCACUUUUCGCUAUCCAGGAUUUUAGAUAAAGCCGCUUUAUAUUGAAUAUAAAUUUUAUAUUGAUUAAUGUUAUUGAAACGUGCUGAUUUUUUGAUAUUGUUAUUGUUCUUUUUUAUGUCUGUCGCUUUCUCCGUUUUAUACAGAAAUUUCGCCAAUGUCCAGUAGUGAGAGAGCCACGAGAAAGACUGCUCGGUAGAACGGAUUAUGGUGAUGAUAUAAAGUAAAUAACAGAAUAAACGUUCUUCCUUGAGCGUUUCACUUUUCUGAUUGAUUCUUUUAUUAUAGCCCAUACUAUAAUGUCAAAUUGACAUUGACGUUUUGACACUUUUCUGUAAAAUUGAGAUUUAGCAAAAAUGCUGCAUAAAAGUCCAGAAAGAUUUUAUAUCGUGCGCCCCGUAUCCAGGGAGGUUGCCGCUACGCGUCUUGGAAACCAAGCGCGGCUCGUUCGAUUCAAAAUAAAACGUCAACAGCGCCUAACCGGCUUUGCUCGCGGUUAGACGCGCGUUACUUUGCCGCUCCGGUUUAUCGUGAUCGAGAAAAAAAAAGAAUCAUUUGGCGGGAAAACUAUAUAUUUUUUUAAUUCUAAAGUGGUCUUGGACUUUCAUCGUUAUUAAUCCUAUACUAUAAUUUCAUAACAUUUGUGUUAACGCGCAGUUUCAAAGUGCCGAUAUUAUUUCUUUUUUUUUAUUGAUAAAACAUUAUAAAAUAUUGCUUCGAACUGUGACUGUUUGAUUCGUGAUAAAAGUUUAGUGUGGGGGAUUAUUUAAGUUCGACUUAGCAAUAGCUGUGAAUAGAAAAACAGAAGGUGUGAAUAAGUAAGUUCUGUUCGGAAUAAAAGCGGAACUUUUUUGUGGACAACCCUUUUUGACAUGACGCUUUUACUCCGUCCUUUGCCGCAUUAUCGGAAACCGCGACCGCUAUCGCGCGACCGCCAGUGAUGGUGUCCAAGAUGGCGGCGCCCGCGCACGUGCAGCACCCGCGAGACGCCGAGCUGCGCCCGCAGCACUCCAGGGAUGACUCGAGGGACUCCGGGAUAUUCCACACCACUAAAGGACUGUGGAACGCGCCGGGACUGAACAAUUGCUUCCUCAACAGCGCUGUGCAGGUGCUCUGGCAUCUGGACAUAUUCCGGCGCAGCUUCCGCGAGCUGACGGGGCACGCCUGCCUCGGUCCGUCGUGCAUUUUUUGCGCGUUGAAGGAGCUGUUUACGCAGCUGCAAUGGUCAGCGGAGCGCGCCCCAGCUGCGGACAGCUUACGACGUGCGCUGGGUGGCGUAGGCGCGAGGUUCCAGCUGGGCUGUAUGGCCGAUGCCAGCGAAUGCUUCGAGCACCUCCUCCUGCGAGUCCACGCCCAUGUUGCCGCUGGCGGAGACAGAAGAGAAGACGAUGCCUGCAGAGCGCCCCAUUGCGUACCGCAUAGGAAAUUCGCCAUGAUGCUUGUGGAACAGUCAGUUUGUGGCGCCUGCCAGGCCACCUCCGAGCCCCUCCCAUAUACUCAGAUGGUGCAUUACGUCUCAGCAACAGCUUUAACAACGCAAGCAGCGCUGGGAGAGCACGGCGACAGCUUCGGGCUGUUGCUUAAGAAGGCUGGUGGAAUGGGCGACAUCAGAGAUUGCCCAAAUGCAUGUGGGGCCAAAAUACAAAUUUGCCGAACGCUUAUGAAUCGUCCUGAAGUAAUAUCCAUCGGCAUGGUUUGGGAUUCAGAGCGGCCUGCAGCAGAGGACGUAGCCGCAGUAUACGCUGCCCUCGGUACAGAGCUGCUACCCACCGACGCCUUCCACGAGUGCGUGGACCGCGGCUGGGCGGCACGUGCCACGCUUCGCCUCGUCGGGCUCGUCACGUACUAUGGCAAACAUUACUCCACCUUCUUUUUCCAUAGCAAACUCCGGCUAUGGAUAUACUUCGACGAUGCUGACGUAAAAGAAAUCGGCCCUGAAUGGGGACAUGUAGUCGACAAAUGCCGCCGGGGACGAUUCCAGCCUCUCUUAUUAUUGUAUGCAGCAGUAGAUGGUACUCCUUGUGAUACUCGUUAUGCUCCAAAGGAAAUAGUUCCCUUUCCUGCCCCGGAGCCUCGACGAGCCAUCACGCCGGCACCUGAACGACCGAACUCAAGUUUUGCGCGGCGCGCUGUUACUCCGGGGCCCGACAACGAAAAUGACUACGUUAGUAGGAAGACGGUCGAAAAUAUGUGGGAGGCUAAUCGGCGCGCUCAAUUAGGCCGGAGUCUCAGUACGGGUUCAGCUUCGGAUUCGCAAGACAGACCGCGCGUGCGACGGGACUCUGGCAACUGGAGUGGUGAUCGCAACAGUGCAUCAUCAGCGUCUUCAUCCACUUUUGAAAGCCCCUAUAUGUACACUAAGGGCCGAGGACCUGGAAGCGUACCCGGAAGCCCCACGCGUAAGGGUGAACUAUCCAGUGGUGGAUCUUGUGAUGCUGGUUAUGACUCAUACUCGUUAUCGUCAACAGACAGUCUGCCAUUUCAACAAGUUCUUCGGCAUAACCCUCCCAUGAUGCAAAUACCGGAGUUAAAAACUGCAGACACUUGUAAAGCUUUAUGUGCAGAAGCUGAUAGGCUAUUAGAUAAGUCUCGACAAGCUGAGAAUGUUGCAGAUUUUGAAAAGGCUUUGAUUUUAUGUGAUGCUGCGGCAUCCAAAGCUAGUGCUGCCAUGGAUGCUUCAUUUAAUAACGCUCACACUAUGACUUUUGCUCGAAUGAAGCACAAUACUUGCAUAAUGCGUGCUAGGAGUCUUCAAAGGCGAUUAGCAGGUGCAUCACGUAUAUCGGAAUCUCAACAAACGGUACCCGUGAGAAACACAAAAGGUGGUCUCGAAACUGCACCGUCUACUAUCGAGAUUUAUGCAACGUUGCCUAAGAAGAAGGGUUCAUCUAAAAAAUCUCCUAAAUGUAUCGAAGAUGAUAUUGACAAUCCACCACGUGAACGUCCACCCAGACAUAAAUCUCGAGAUGAAGAAAAAGGUAGAGAAAAACGAUCCAGAAGUGAAGAUCGUGGUAGAGCCAGGAAAGAAGCCCCGAUUGCUGCAGAAAAAAAAGAAGAAGUUGUUGAAGAUAAGAAAGCGAAUAAAAAGCAACACAAAAUACGUAGAAAGCUAUUGAUGGGAGGUUUGAUUCGAAGAAAAAACCGAUCUAUGCCAGAUUUAACAGAAGGAGCCGAUGGAAACAAUGAGAACAUUAAUGCUGAGAAACGAGUUUCAUCCGUGGACGACGGUGAUGUAGGGAGGCGAAAGGGUGACGAUAAAUCUAAUUUAAGUGGCUAUUUAUCAGAAGGUCAUCUAGAAUAUUCUGCAGCUAGCGGUACAAAUCCCAAUCUUGAGAGGAGUAAGUUAAUGAGAAAGAGCUUCCACGGAAGCGCUGUAAAGAUCCGUAAGGUGCCACCACCGCUGCCACAGAGAACCACUUCCCAGCUUAGCGGGUCUAAGUUUGAUUCAGAAGUGAUCGAUCAUGAUAUACAGUCCCGUCCACAACAGCCUUUGCCUCACACAAAUCACACAGAAUACUCAUACUCACAAGACGUUGAAGAAGACGGUGGAUUUUCCGAGCAGUAUGGCGAAGAGCCACAAUCGUUGCCGUUCUUACCCUCUUAUGAUGGAAAGCCUGUGAAUCAAUUUAACACACUAGAUGAUUCGCCGCCACAAAACUUUCACACUGUUGUAACAAAAGCUAUGAUUCACCAGGAACAGAGUCCAGUGAAACGAGAGAUUAUGCCUUCAAUUCAACCCUCUCACAAUAAUAUUCAAAAUUUAAGCAGCGCCUUCGAUAACGGAGUUGACGUCGUCGACUGUGCGAUGCCUUCUAGAAGAUCUCCGCAAUUAUUUGAACUGCCACCAUAUCCUAGCCCUAUGAACUCUGUCAACCACUCGAGACAACCCAGUGAAGAGUUUCCUCCUCCACCGCCGCCUCUUGACUUGACUCCUCUUCAGGAAGAGCUUAGUAAUUUACAAAAUAAUAGUAGAGAUAUUGAUAUAGUUAACAAUAAUGAAAUCAAUGCUCCUAAAGGGUCAUUAUUAGCACAAUUGCAAGAGAAAAGGAAUCAAAUUCUCAGAAAUGAAGAAUGUCUUUCAAAGUUUAAUCAAUUAGAAAAUAUUAAUACAACAGGAGAUACAUGGCUAAAAGAAUUACAGGCUAAACAAGCUGCACUCAAAUUAAAACGAUCUGGAUCUAUCGAAGGACAGCUAUCUAGCCAUACGGAUAACAUAAAUACUGUCAGAAGCUUGGCAUCUAGAUUUGAAAAUAGUACUCAACAACUCGCUUCUGAUGUAGAAAGAACUCAUAUUGGAUUCGUAGGCAUGAGCGGUAAUAGAGACGUGAUCAAUUGUUCCAACCAGUCUAACUCUGGUUUGUAUAAUAGGAGAGCAUCUUCAUCUUCGAUAGAUCCCAAGCAAAUAGAAGAUGAUUAUAGUGACCAGAAAAUUAACAACAACAACUCCUAUAACGAUAGAUCUAAACAGAAAAAGAAGUCUGUUUCCUUCUGUGAUCAAGUGAUUUUAGUAUCUACCGCUGAAGAUCAAGAGGAUGAUAGUUACAUACCUAAUCCUAUUCUAGAAAGAGUAUUGAAAUCUGCUAUGAGUAAACCAGAGCUAACUACGAUGCCACUUCAGUCAGAAAAACCUUCAUUGCAGAGAACAGAAUCGUUCGACAGCCAGUCGUCACGAUCAACAAUAUCAUCGCUCUCCCAGAAUUCCUUCGUCCCUAACGAAAGCAGUCAAUCCGAUUAUGUGCGAUUACAAAAUACUUACCCAACAUAUCAAAGUGCCCCGGUUCGACCACAACAACAACAAUAUAAUGCACAAAAGAGUUCUGGGGUUUACGGUACUAGCGGUCCCGUCCAGCAGACCCAUAAUCAAAAUAACUCUACCAAUAGUCAAAUAUAUCAAUCACUUCCAAAUAAUUCGUUACCAAAUACGACAAACCCAAUUCCAUACACUCAGCCGCCGCCAGUUUUUCAAAACCACAGCGCUAGCCCACCGAACUUCAGUCAAAACCCUGCUAACCGACUUACACCGACGGCACACAAUCAUCCUUACAUGACCAAACACAAUAAUCUUCAACGACCUGUGCCUAACACAUACCCGCAUCCACCGAGCCAGCUGCACCCAAUCAACCAGCCUCAGAAUAACGCUUACUAUCACCGACUACCUCAGCAUACGACCACCGCAACUCCUCCUAACGCAAACUACAAUGCAAACCGACAGUAUAACCAGAGUCUGCCUAGCAACUCAUCGCCGUACCAAAGUGUGCCCACCAAUUCGCCGGCUUAUUCGAGCUACCACAACCCACCGACAAGCUACGCUAGCUCCGAGUACUCUAGUCGUUACCCGGCGACCAACACGAACCACUAUGGUGCUGCACCAUCACCGUACCAGAGGGUACCUCCGCCACACGGUGAAGUGUCUCAAGAUAACUACUCCACUAAUGCAACAUAUCAAAAAGUGCCCAACAACUAUUACCACGAUAACAAUUCUAAUCAAACACGCGUACCCGAAAUUCGCCACUAUGCUAAUUCGCAGCAACAGAGACCAAUGUACAAUCAAAAUGCGGAGAGCCCAGUAAACAACGACACUUUAGCCCAGUUUCAGUUCAAUCAAAACGGUUACAAUCCUUACCAACACAUACCACCACCGAAGCAGAUGCAGAAAAAGUCUGUUUCUUUCGAGCCCGGCACGAAAGGCGGCACUGACUCCCCUGUGCCACCACAAAUGGCUAACAAUCCAUAUCCCAUUGACCAUCAGACCAAUAUGAGCUUGGCAGGUCAGAAAGCGCCAUGUAAUUUAUGUCGAAAGAAACAAGUCAAUUCUCCAGCGUUGUACUGCCCAGACUGUGACUUCUAUAUGUCAAGGUUUAAACCCCACUCGUAGCUAUUAGUGUUCUCAUAAUGUACAAAAUGAACAUAGUGUUUUUAGAUAAUGAAUCAACGAAAAAAUGUAAAGAUAUUAAGUAAUAUAACUUUAAAAUUUAGCCCGAUAUGAAUGUAAAUGAUUAGUUUUUAAAUAUAAAAUUGACUGAUCUCAAGUGAGGAUUUGAAAAUGAGCAUGUGAGCUGCACAAAAUGGUGUAACUCGUGGUUUUGUAUGUUAAAAAAUUCUAUAUAAAAUAUUAUGAUGUAAUGAGGAAAUUGUAUCUAUCUAUUAAGAUUAAAAAUACAUUUAAACAAAAC